CCCAUUACGCGCGCAGCGAACAAUGGAAGUGCGUCAAACCGGAGGGACACGACGCCGUUCCAACGCCAGUAGCCUAACCGCAUCGCUCGUAUGUCGGCCUCUCCGCAUCCACUCUCUUCUCCGUCCAGAAACCCUACCAAUACCCUAAAGCCUCCAGACCUUCGGUCGUUUUCGAAGAUCCAGAUUCGAUGCGAUCUCAGGGGAUUCGAGGGCUCGCAGAAGUGGACGAUUGACUGUGUCUCCGGAAGCGAUCCGAUUCACAUUAUCCUGAAGCCGCCUCCUUCAUCGUCGAUUCCAAUGGCUUCCGCUGCGGCUUUGGAUUCAAGUUUGAAGAGCGCCAAGAGAGUGUGCCUCUUCUACUGUGCCGAGAUGAAGGAUCUCGCCGAGCGCGUUGCCGCUCAAUCCGAUGCUAUUGAGCUCCGUAACAUCACCUGGAGGACAUUUGAGGAUGGAUUCCCAAACUUGUUCAUAUCAAAUGCUCAUGGAAUUCGGGGACAGCACGUAGCAUUUCUUGCCUCAUUUAGUUCUCCAGGAGUGAUUUUUGAGCAACUCUCUGUUAUCUAUGCAUUACCCAAGCUAUUUGUCUCCUCUUUCACUCUUGUCCUUCCAUUUUUCCCAACGGGCACUUCUGAGCGGAUGGAGGAUGAAGGAGAUGUUGCAACAGCUUUAACUCUUGCUAGGAUACUGUCAAAUAUUCCAAUUUCAAGGGGAGGGCCUACUAGUCUAGUUAUUUUCGAUAUCCAUGCUUUGCAGGAGAGAUUCUACUUUGGUGAUAAUGUUUUACCUUGCUUUGAUAGUGGGAUACCUUUGCUUAAGAAUAGGCUUCAACGGCUCCCUGAUUCAGACAGUAUAUCCAUUGCUUUUCCUGAUGAUGGUGCAUGGAAACGGUUCCACAACCAGCUGCAGCAUUUCCCUAUGAUUGUUUGUGCCAAAGUUCGGGAUGGUGAUCAAAGGAUUGUACGUCUCAAAGAAGGAGACCCAAGAGGCCGUCAUGUUGUGAUAGUUGAUGAUCUGGUGCAAUCAGGUAGCACUCUCAUUGAGUGCCAGAAAGUGUUGGCAAAACAUGGAGCAGCAAAAAUUAGUGCCUAUGUGACACAUGGGAUUUUUCCCAAUAGGUCAUGGGAACGCUUUGAACAUGAUAAUGGAGGGUCCCCCGAGAAGGGAUUUACGUACUUCUGGAUCACGGACUCGUGUCCUCGAACAGUUCGGGCUGUAAAGGGCAGACCGCCAUUUGAAGUUCUUAGCCUUGCAGCUCCGAUAGCAGCUACCCUUCAAAUUUAGGUAGCAUUUUUUCUUGCAAGGGAUUGACGGCACUUUAGUGACUGGAAGAUCAUGGGUUUAUUCCUUCAGAGCGUUGGAGUUUCAAGAGACGCAUUAGGAAUGGAUUGGCGUUCAUCUUGCUGCUUUAGGUAAUAAAAUCAUGUCGGCUUAUCUGAAAGAUUUUGGCCAUGUUAAGCUUGGAAUCAUUCUGAAGGAUUCAUUUGGAUGCCAAAUUGUCAAUAUUCUGGCAUCUUCAAACUUGGAUACUGAGUCUUUCUUCCUAGUUCCUACUGAACAUGACCUCUUCUAUUCACAAUUUUGUUGUUUGUUUGUUUGUAUUUUUUUUUUUUUUUUGUACAUUUAUUCUAUUUGAUCUCUUCCAAGUACGGAACCAAUGAGUCAAUGACCGUUAGAUUUUUGCCA
Messenger RNA from Diospyros lotus (date-plum), 1683 nucleotides. Its product is annotated as ribose-phosphate pyrophosphokinase 4-like. Gene Ontology annotation, biological process: purine nucleotide biosynthetic process; 5-phosphoribose 1-diphosphate biosynthetic process. The record is from RefSeq and is a predicted model, not a curated record. Bases 91 to 1281 code for a protein of 396 amino acids. NCBI's taxonomy places the organism in Eukaryota, Viridiplantae, Streptophyta, Magnoliopsida, Ericales, Ebenaceae. The transcript has 7 exons. Gene Ontology annotation, cellular component: cytoplasm; ribose phosphate diphosphokinase complex. Gene Ontology annotation, molecular function: ribose phosphate diphosphokinase activity; magnesium ion binding.